This is a messenger RNA of Aspergillus wentii DTO 134E9, 1200 nucleotides long. RefSeq names its product TauD/TfdA family dioxygenase. Gene Ontology annotation, molecular function: oxidoreductase activity. Bases 1 to 1200 code for a protein of 399 amino acids. The record is from RefSeq and is a predicted model, not a curated record. The transcript is spliced from 3 exons. Lineage: Eukaryota; Fungi; Ascomycota; Eurotiomycetes; Eurotiales; Aspergillaceae.
AUGGCGACAUCGUCCGAAUUGCCAAUUUCCUACGUGCCGAACUUUGAGGAAUACCAACUGCGUGCGAAGCGCAGACAAGCAGAGGAAGACCUGCCAACAUCACUGCCAGAGGGAUUUCCAGCUCAGCUUCACUCUCCGCUUGUCUGGGAAGGCAAUGACUUCUCUGACCCCUCCAGCUGGACCUACUCCCUCUCUAGUCCCGAGAUUGACGAGAUCACGUCCGCAUUGAGGCACUUCCAAAGCCUCAAACUGCCGCUGGGAUGCAUCACACCAGCCACCUUCCCUCUGCCAAACCUCCGACCGACCCUCCGCGACCUAUCACGAACUAUCCACUCCGGCCGAGGAUUCUUUGUUCUUCGCGGUCUUCCCGUCGAUCAAUACGCCCAGGAUGAAACUGUGAUUGUCUACGCUGGAAUAUCCAGCUACAUCGGAUCGCUCCGUGGUCGCCAAGAUUCCAAACACAAUGGCCAGCGAGCGGACGUCGUCCUAUCGCAUGUCGUUGAUCUGAACAAUGUUGCUGGCCGUCCUGCUAUUGGCUCCCCUGCCUUCACGGCUGACCCUCAAGGCUUCCAUACCGACACUGGUGACAUUGUAGGCCUGCUCAUGAUCGGCACGGGUGCGGCAGGAGGCAAGAGCUGUAUCGCAAGUACGUGGAAAAUCUACAACGAGCUCGCUUCUUCCCGGCCUGACUUGGUACGCACACUAGCAAGCGACUGGGCCAUUGACGGAUUCAAGCGAUCGUCAACACCCUACUAUCUGCGACCUCUCCUCUACCACCACCCUGCAACGGAUACUACCCCGGAGAGGGUGUCGCUCCAGUUCUCACGUCGCAGUUUCACCGGUUACGCUGCCUAUAAACGUUCAGACUACAUGCCGCCCGUGAGCGAAGCGCAGGCCGAAGCCUUGGACGCGCUACACUUUACCGCAAUGAAACACCAGUUGACAAUGCAGCUGGAAAAGGGAGAUAUACAGUUCAUCAAUAACGUGGCGUUGGUCCAUGCCAGAGAGGGCUUUCGAGAUGAGCCAGAGAAUCGUCGACAUUUGCUCAGGCUUUGGCUGAGGGAUGAGGAGUUUGGAUGGGAAGUUCCAGCACCGCUGAAGGGAGUUUGGGAAGGAGUCUUUGGGGGCAUGAGCGGGAAGGAGGAAGGCCAAGUGUUUCCGGCUGCUCCAGUAGUGAGGGGGGCACAAUAUGGGUUAUAG